AUGAUGCCAGUGCGCAAGGUUGCUCAUCGAGCCUGCUUCUUCGUGAGCAGAACGGUGUAUAUGACGUGCUGCUGCGGAUGCUGCUCCGCGUUGCGACCACGUUACAAACGUCUCGUGGACAACAUCUUUCCGGCCUCGCCUCAGGAUGGCCUGGUCAAGUCGAACAUGGAGAAGCUCACAUUUUAUUCCCUAUCGAGUCCAGAGAAAUUGGACAGGAUCGGCGAGUACCUGUUUCAAAAAGCCUCCAGGGAUAUAUACAGACGGAGACACGGUUUCGUGAUAAUCGCUAUGGAGGCGAUGGACCAGUUACUGCUGGCCUGCCACUCACAAACGCUCAACCUCUUCGUGGAGAGCUUCCUCAAGAUGGUGCAGAAGCUGCUUGAGUCCACUGACCCUCAGCUUCAGAUUCUAGCAACUCAGAGUUUCGUCCGCUUCGCAAACAUUGAGGAGGACACGCCUUCUUACCAUCGGAGGUACGACUUCUUUGUGUCCAAGUUCUCGGCGAUGUGCCACAGUAACCACAGCGACAAGGCCACCAGGGACAAGAUACGUCUCGCCGGUAUCAUAGGCUUGCAGGGCGUCAUAAGGAAAACGGUGUCCGAUGACCUGGUGGAGAACAUUUGGGAGGCGCAGCAUAUGGACAAAAUUGUGCCCUCGCUGCUCUACAACAUGCAGAGCGCGGAGAAGUACGAGACAGUGUCGUGCAUGGAGGCAGAGUCUUCCAGAGACGGCGGGGACGAGGACCCCGCCCGACUGGCGGAGGCGUGCCUGCGCGAGCUGGUGGGCCGUGCCUCCUUCGGCCAUAUCCGCAGCGUGCUGCGCCCUGUGCUCACACACUUCGAUCGACAUGAGCUUUGGGUCCCGAACGACUUCGCAGUACAUACAUUCAAGAUUAUAAUGUUCUCGAUUCAGGCGCAGUAUUCGUAUAGCGUGGUGGAGGCUCUAAUGCAGCACCUUGAUGCUGGCUCUGGAGGGGGGCCGGCCAGGACACGCGUGCGUGCCGCCCGGGCCUCCGUGCUCAGCAACAUCGUCGCCAUCGCCGCCGCGGACAGCGUAGGUCCCUCCGUUUUGGAAAUAAUCAACAACCUUCUCACAAACCUGAGAGCAUCAGUGGCGAGGGACUCAGAGAAAGAGAGUGACGAGAAGCUGUACCAGGAUGCGUUGAUCAACGCUUUGGGAGAGUUCGCAGAUCACCUGCCUGACUUCCAGAAGAUUGAUAUCAUGAUGUUCAUCGUCAGCAAGAUCCCGAGCAACCAGCGCACCGGGAAAGGAACGAAAGCCGACGCCAUGCUGCAAAGCAUACUCUUGAAGUCUCUGUUGAAGGUGGGCGCUACGUACAAGACGACGGAGCUGAGCAAGGCGUUCCCCGCAGCGUUCCUGGAGGCGCUGCUGCGGCUGUCGAGCGCUGCGGAGCCGCACACGCGCGCGCUGCUGCAGCGCAUCCUGCACACGCUGCUCGACCGCCGCCGCAACGCGCCGCUGCUCGCCACGCCCACUGUGGAUUAUGCAGAGCUUGGGCUAACAGUGGAGAAGUGUUCUCGACCAGAUUUGAUUUUCAUCAGCAAGCAUGGUUACGCUAUCUUCAGCUCAUUGUACGAUGGUCUCCAACUGGAAUCGAAUACAUUGGAGAACGUGGAAGCUAUUUAUACCACGCUGGCGCUGCUUUGCAUCGAACUGGCCUCGGAGGAGACGGUGUGCGAUAUGCUGCAGCUGAUAUUGGCCAUCCAGCAGUCCGCAAUAAGCAACCCGGUGCUGUCGACGGCGCAGCAGUGCCGCCUGCACGCGUGCGCGGCGGCGCUGUUCGCGCUCCCGCCGCACGUGCUGCCGCUGCCCGCGCUCAAGGAGUACGCCGACAAGAUAAUAGAAGCUCGGCGUGAGGACGCCCCGCAUCUUCUGCCGCCACUUCUAGAAGAUUACGACGAUUUGUCGCCCUCUAAGAUGCCCUCGAAGCUGCCGUUUCUAAUGAUUGAUCAGAUGGCGGUGUGCGAGUGCGUGAAGGCGUGCGGGCUGGACGCGAGCCGCAUGCAGUCGCCGCUGCCCUACAGCGCAGCGGCCGCCGCACUCGCGCACCGGCACAGCUGGGUCGAGGCUGGUGCGGCCCAGGGGCGGGACAGCCUGGCCGACAUCGCGGCCGGGCCCGCCGAGCUGGACAGCGCCAACAGCUCGCCUGGCGUCCAGAGGCAUACGAUGCCAUCAGACAGCGUAAGCCUCGAGGCUUUGCGCAGGGCAGCCCAUGGUCCCAGUGAAGCUGAGAAACGUGAGGCCGAGCGUCGGAAAGCUACGCUGAACAACACCUUCCGAACCGCGCCCUUCGACUACUUACUGCACUUGACGCAACCCAAGUACGAAAUCCAGGACAAGCUGCAGGAGAGCUUCUCGUCGCUGUCGCAGGAGCCGCUGCUGGCCGGCGGCUCGCCCAGCGCUAAGCUGCGCAGCGCGCACGACGCUGCGCUGCCCGAGCUCUUCCUCUACUGA
Molecule: messenger RNA, 2475 nt
Organism: Parnassius apollo (apollo)
Lineage: Eukaryota; Metazoa; Arthropoda; Insecta; Lepidoptera; Papilionidae
Source: the annotation of a GenBank genome assembly